Molecule: messenger RNA, 1924 nt
Organism: Humulus lupulus (European hop)
Lineage: Eukaryota; Viridiplantae; Streptophyta; Magnoliopsida; Rosales; Cannabaceae
Product: protoporphyrinogen oxidase 2
Exons: 18
Coding region: 107-1645 (512 amino acids)
Biological process (GO): heme biosynthetic process
Cellular component (GO): mitochondrial inner membrane
Molecular function (GO): protoporphyrinogen oxidase activity, oxygen as acceptor
Source: RefSeq, a predicted model, not a curated record
AUUACCUCCCCUCCUCCUCCUGGACUGGGUCUCUUUUGAUUCGAUUUUAGACUAGACUGCUGAAUUUAAUCACAAGCAAGCUGAAAAGUGAAAAGAGUAAACGAAAAUGGGAAUGGCUUCGUCUACCAAAAAAGAUACGCCAAGUUCUGUUAAAAGAGUUGCUGUUAUUGGUGCUGGUGUCAGUGGGCUUGCUGCAGCCUAUAAAUUGAAGUCAAAUGGUUUUGACGUUACAGUAUUUGAAGCUGAGGCAAGAGCUGGUGGGAAGUUGAGGAGUAUUUCGCAUAAUGGUUUGAUAUGGGAUGAAGGAGCCAAUUCAAUGACUGAGAGUGAAGUUGAGGUACAAGAUCUGCUUGAUAAUCUUGGACUAAGAGAUAAGCAACAAUUUCCAAUUUCACAGAGCAAACGAUAUGUUGUAAGAAAUGGGCAACCGGUGUUGAUACCUACAAACCCAAUUGCUCUGAUUACGAGCAACAUUCUUUCUUCACGCUCAAAGUUUCAGAUAUUUCUGGAGCCAUUUACGUGGAAGAAGAGAAAUUCAAAAAUAGCAGAUGAUGAUACCCAAGAAAGUGUGGGUGGAUUCUUUCAGCGUCACUUUGGGAAAGAGGUUGUUGAUUAUCUCAUUGACCCUUUUGUCGGGGGCACAAGUGCGGCAGACCCUGAAUCUCUAUCUAUGCAGCAUUCGUUUCCAGAACUAUGGACUUUAGAGAAUAGGUUUGGUUCAAUUGUUGGAGGGUUGAUUCAAUCAAAGUUAUUUUCCAGAAAGGAGAAAAGUGGAGGAACAAAGGGUUCUCUGGAAAAAAAGAAGCGUCCACGUGGUUCAUUUUCCUUUCACGGUGGAAUGCAGACACUAGCUGACACAUUGUGCAAAGAGCUUGACAAAGAUGAGCUGAAACUGAGCUCAAAGAUUUUAUCAUUAUCUUAUGACCACAAUGUUAAGUCUCUGACAGGAAAUUGGACAGUUUCUUCUUCUGCUAAUCCUGACAAGAACUCCAAUGCUUUAUCAGUUGAUGCUGUAGUCAUGACGGCGCCGUUACGCAAUGUCAAAGAGAUGACGAUCACCAAAAGGGGAACCCUUUUCCCUCUCAAUUUUCUUCCUGAGAUGACUUAUUUGCCACUAACCGUUUUGAUAACCACCUUCAAGAAGGAGAAUGUUAAGAAGCCUCUUGAGGGAUUUGGUGUUCUUGUUCCUUCGGUGGAGCAGAAGAACGGUUUAAAAACUCUUGGUACUCUCUUUUCCUCUAUGCUUUUUCCUGAUCGUGCACCAAACGACUUGCAUCUUUAUACAACCUUUGUUGGGGGGACAAGAAACAAGGAAUUAGCAUUCGCGUCAACAGACGAGUUGAAGCAAGUUGUUACCGCUGACCUUAAACAGUUAUUAGGAGCUGAAGGAGAGCCGACGUUCAUAAAUCGUUUUACCUGGAAAAAUGCAUUUCCCUUGUACGGGCGUAACUAUCAUUUAGUUAUGGAAGCAAUCGAAACCAUGGAGAAAGAUCUUCCUGGAUUCUUCUACGCAGGAAAUCACAAAGGUGGACUCUCUGUUGGCAAGGCAAUAGCCUCUGGAUGCAAGGCGGCAGAUAUGGUCAUCUCCUAUUUGGAUUCUUCUCCAGACCAAAACAGAAUAGACAUGGAAAACAAAAAGGAGUAAAAAAUAGUCACUCUGCCCAAAUUACAUGACAUAGAGAUGUAAAAUACUGUGGUAAGCUGCUAGGCAAGAUAUAUAGUCCAAAAGUCUCUUGCUACUUAUCUAUUAACAUCUAUUUAUGAAUUAUGUGUAGUGUAGUAAAUAUAUACAUGAUGCGCAAUCAAAUAUAUUUAGGAGAAAUUACAAUUUCUUUAUACCUAAAUUAUCACACAUGUCUAGCUUUCUCCCUGAUUUUUUUUUUAAUGAAUUAUGACUAUUUUGGUAAAUAUGGUCAAUUUGUUA